Molecule: messenger RNA, 1443 nt
Organism: Suillus plorans
Lineage: Eukaryota; Fungi; Basidiomycota; Agaricomycetes; Boletales; Suillaceae
Exons: 6
Coding region: 379-1443 (354 amino acids)
Biological process (GO): negative regulation of transcription by RNA polymerase II; positive regulation of transcription by RNA polymerase II
Molecular function (GO): DNA-binding transcription factor activity, RNA polymerase II-specific; zinc ion binding; RNA polymerase II cis-regulatory region sequence-specific DNA binding
Source: RefSeq, a predicted model, not a curated record
UGUGAAUUUGAUGUCGCUUAGUCAGUGGGAAAAAAGGAUUGGAUCCUUUGUUGAUCGCCCAAACUUGUUGUCGCUCUCAGUAUUCUGUCGCUGUCAGUAUAGUAUCUCAAUAUCUCUCGUUAUUCCUUUGCUUUGUCUGCGGGACCGUACCACAUGUAAGUGUAUAUUUUUCCAUCUCCCUGAUUUGUUGAUUAAUUUUGGUCGUCUUUCAGGGUUUUCAUUCAAAAGUUGCCUUGUCGUUCGGCUCGUGUCUUGAAGGAAAGCCACUGCCCUCCUGAUGACGAGCUCCAUGCCGUUCGAGACUAUCCAAAUUAUUAUGAUGCACUCUAUUAUCCUGAAUACCAUCUCGUAUAUUAUGAAACACCUGAAAAUUUUUGCAUGUGGCUUAAAGCCUCUCUCGCCUCACACUCGUUGUCUUGUCUGACUUGUGACUCGUCCGGCUUUGAUGGAUGCAUCUCAUAUGAUGGUGUUUGUAUUACUAGGCUGGUUACCGCCAUUGUAAUACACGACUUUCCUAGAUGGAUGUACUACAGUGACGGUGUUGUAGAGGUGAAUUUGUCAUCUCUUUUUGAUAAAGUUCUUCUUGACUGUGUAUGCCGGCUCUCUUUACCCAGGGAGCGAUCAAAAAAAAGUCGCUUGCAUGCGGUGCUAUCGCAUUUUACAUAUACUAGGAUGACAUUACUCCGAUCGGACGAAGACCGGCUGCGAGCGAUACUCUCGAGUGCCACUGUACACGCACAAUGUACUUCGCCACUCUUGCCUCUGCUGGCAACAUAUUUCAGCAGUUUAUAUGGGGAUCGCAUUUGUGACCUUGAGGAUUCCAAGGGCCAUUACUCUGCUUUAUUGAACACUUACGAUCUGCGUGGCACAAGGGUUCAGUCUCCUGACGUCCGUGACGAGCACGGUGUCCGAAUUCAUGUCAGUGAAUAUAAGACAAAGCUUACGGAGGGCACAAUUGUGGAGUUGGAGGUCAUUCUGAAGCUCUGGACCAUUAAACCCCGUAGCAACAAUGCUUCCAACCCUCGCGAUGCAAACGGCUCCCGCAUUUAUCAGAUGAUGCUACAGCAUAUGCAGCUGCUGCCAUGUGAGAAGUACAUGCAGGCUGCCUUCGUCAACUCGAUCAAAGAUGGUAGGGAGAAAAGGAAGGCUACCAAUGAGGCAUCAGAGGCAAUGGUCAUGGAGAAGGAUGACACGGGUGGUGCGUCAUCUUUGGCUUCUGCAUUGUCCACGCUGUCCUUGGCUGCAGCGCCACAGGGGGGAAAGACCGUUUGCAACGUAUGCGGCCUCUACUAUAAGCUUCACGGCUCUGCUCGUCCCAUUAGUAUGAAAUCCGAUAUUAUUCGGAAGCGCUCUCGACAUGACACUCGUGCGCAGCGCUCCUCCCUCACCGAGCCCCCAAGCGCAUCUAACACGCCUGGCACUCCUUCCGUUAUUAGGGAAUAG